This is a messenger RNA of Verticillium nonalfalfae, 177 nucleotides long. RefSeq lists its product as uncharacterized. The record is from RefSeq and is a predicted model, not a curated record. The coding region runs from base 1 to 177 and encodes 58 amino acids. NCBI's taxonomy places the organism in Eukaryota, Fungi, Ascomycota, Sordariomycetes, Glomerellales, Plectosphaerellaceae. The transcript has 2 exons.
AUGGCCUCGAUCAUUGACGAAGUGUGCGAUGUGCCCAGUACGCUCGCCGAAUCGAAGUGGGUUCCUGGCUAUCGGCAUCCGGGUGCUGAGAACCGCAAUCUCCCUCCGCCCAUCACAUCACCGCCACCUCCAGCCAACGGCGUGCCCCGUGCGCCUAUCGACCAGGGCUUGAUAUAA